Sus scrofa (pig) is the source of this 3054-nucleotide messenger RNA. NCBI's taxonomy places the organism in Eukaryota, Metazoa, Chordata, Mammalia, Artiodactyla, Suidae. The record is from RefSeq and is a predicted model, not a curated record.
AACUGAAGAGGCUGCUAGAGUUUGAAGGAAGCUGUCUUUUUGCUUUGAGUACAUAAAAGUCCUUUGCAGAUGGGGUAUUGUGUUAGCUCAAGAAUUGGCAGCCCCAGGGAAAUAUAGGUACGCAGGCUGACUUUCUUUUGCUGUUUGCCACACCCCUUUCUGCCACCUGGAAAAACCGCGAUUGAUUGUGAAGGAGGGCAGGCAUCGGGCACAAAGCCCAUUUGUACGCAGACAUAAACCACACACAUGCCCAGGCCUUAGCAGACAUGUUGUGAAUGUACCCAGGGGCCUGGAACAAUGCCUGGUCCCUGGUAGGUGCUCAGGAUGGAUGAAUGAAUAAGUACUGCUUGUCGUCAUCAUGACCCAAAUGGAAACUUGGCUCAUCGUUGUUAAAUGGUUGCCGUUAGGGGGCUGAAUAGUGUCUCCCUCAAAUCAGAGUUGAAGCCUUCACCCCCCAGUAUCUCAGAAUAUGACUAUAUUUGGAGACAGGGUCUUCAGAGAAGUGAUUAAGGCAGUAUGAGGUCAUAUGGGUGGGCCCUAACCCCACGGGACUGGGUCUUUAUAAGGACAAAGGCUCAUGGGCACAUACAAGACCGGCCAAAUAAGGACACAGCAAGAAGGUGGCUAUCUACAAGCCAAGGAGAAAAGUCAGGAGAAACCAGAUCAGCUGACACCUUGAUCGUGGGCUUCCAGUCUCUGGAACUGUGAAAAAGUAAAUAGAUUUCUGUUGUUUAAGUCAACCAGCCUAUGGUAUUUUGUAAAGGCAGGCUUAGCAAACUAACACAAUUGUCAGUCUCUCUCUCCAGGUCAACUGCAGAUGCGAUGUCAAAGUAGUAUUUUGUGUGGCUAGCAGUUCCCAUGUCAUAUAAAGCAGAAAGGCAUGGUUCUGAGUGUGUGUUCCACGAUGCUUUGAGAGCCAAAGUGAAUCUAUGGACUGGCUCAGCUGUAAGAAAGCCCUUUGUGAGGUCAUCCUUCUCCUCUUGGCAGAUCUCUGCAAAGGAGACACGUGAGCUUUGAAAAACACCACGGAAAGAGCUACCAUGCCUCACUUCGCAAACCCUCUCUUAAGAAACAUCAUUAUCAGAAAUCUAUUUGAUAGCAUCAAGAGGAAGCAAUGUCUCCAAUACCUGAAGACCUUGAGAACACUGCAGUAUGAUGGAUUCACAACCAUAUAUCUUGGGGAAACUGAUAUCCCUGAGAGUCUUGUCACUGGGGAAGAUUUUAGUGAUGGCUCUUUCCUGCCGACUCCAACGUGGUGUAUUGUUCAUGCCGGGGGGAGUAAAGGAUGGGUGCCUUGGACAUAUCGAAUGUUCCUGAGGGAUGAGUUAUGCAUCAAACAAGAAGACAGCCUCUUCUUUGAGUUCUGUGAGGUGGCCCAGAAGACCUAUGGGAAGUGUGCCAUUGUGAUCAAAGAGAGAAGGCAGCAGGAUGAGAUGAAGCCAAAAGAAGACAAAGAGUCUGAAGCCCAGGUCUCAUCCGUCAUUAACUUAACGAGCAUCGUAUGUUGCCCCGAGGUAGCCAAGUACUAUGGCCAUAAACUACUCUCUCUGCCUUCCCCUUACAAUUACCUGAACCCUUUAGACUCAGCCUGGUCUUCUCUGAAAUGGUUUAUCAUCAAUAACAGGAAGGAGUUUUGUUUGCAGUCCAUCGACAGUGUCUAUUCUUACCAGUAUAUACUCUUCAGUGAUUUAAUUAGCAAAGGGAUUGAAAGGAUAAACCCAAGCAAAUGGAGAACACUAACUAACAAAGUCCGAAGAUGGGAAAACUACUAUCUUGGUAAAUUUUCUUAAGGGGGAUUCCUCUAACAAGCAGUAGGAUUGUGCUAUGGGCACAACCUCUCCCAACUCUGUUGAGCUCAAUUCUGGACCACUGAGGCCAAAGAUACUCUUUCAAUAAUCUCACCGGGAUGCUGUGAGGAUGGAGGCUUCUCAGGGCAUUAGCAGGGUACUUACGGCUUGCUGGAGGUUUCAUUAAAGCUUGUUGCUGAAUUAGCGAUCUUGACUCUGAUCUUGUUAAGGCUGCUCUGGAGGCUAUAAGGUCAGUGGGAAGAUUAGGGUUAAGCCAGAACAAGGGAGCUUGGUGGUGGGUGAUCCGAGGUGAAGAGAACUGUCUAGGUCUGAGAGUUAAAAAGAGAGAGAGAGAAGCAAGUGGGCAGUCACAAAAAGUGGAAAUUAAGUAGUGUGCCUACCAGUGUCAGCCCAUCAAAAUAAUCCACAGCUUGCCAUCAGCAGGUGUGGUCCAGAUGGAGGCUGAAGAGGCUCCUCCCUUCCCAUUGCUUGAAAGCAAGAAGGCAGAGGUGAGCAGGAGACAUCCAAGGAGGUGAAACCCCAUCCAGAUCCUCCAAGGCAAGUUGGUGAUCCCCAUAAGGAGCCUGGGAAGCUACGACGGUGAUGGAUUCCAGGGGACUUGGUGGGUGACCAAGCGAUGGAAACGGGGGAGGGGGGGAGGAUCUACAGAACCCACUUAUCCAAUCCGUCUCAUGUCUCAACUCUAAGACUCCCAACAGGAGGCCAUUAGACUGUCAUGCAGUGCAUACUGGGGCCCUGGUUGCUGAGUCACCUGUAGCUGAUGCAACAGCAUCCUAUUCAAGUUUGGGGCUGCUGCUGCUAGUGAUUGUAAGGAUUUGCCACGGUACCUUUCAUUUUGAUAGAAAAAAGGCCUGCCUCCUUUUAAACAUAUCACAAAAUUUAUUUGUCUUUAUAUAUGUUCAGGCAGCAAUUUUACAAUAGAAGUGUAAUUCUUCUGGAAUGUAUCAAAAAUAACCUCUGAAAACUGUUACUCAACUCCUAAAAGCCUUGUCUAUGUAUUGGAUUGCGAAGCCAGGUUCCCGUUAGCCAAGCCCAGAAAAAUCAAAUUCUUUGGUUGUCUUUCUGUCCACCUUUCUUCCUGAAACUUCCUGGAUUCUUUAGAAAUAUUUUGUCAGAAAACAGAUGCUCAGUGCUUUAUAGCAACUAAGUGGUUGACUUCUGUAGCAUUUUGUUAUCAUGCAUUUUUUUUGUUUGUUUUUGUUUUAGGGCUGCACCUGCAGCAUGUGGAAGUUCCCAAGCUAGGGGU